CCACAGUUUAGAUAAAACGUCCAUCGAUACUUUUCAAAACUACUAUGAAAUCCAUUGGAGUUAUCUGCCUGCUAUUUGCGCUGUUCGGCGCUGCAUUGGCAUGGAACUUAGAAGAGCCUAUUUGCCUUUUGCCACCGGCUGUGGUAGGUCCUUGUAAUGCAAGAAUAGAAAGAUGGACCUACAAUAACCGUAGGUGCGUUCGUUUCUACUACGGAGGUUGUGAUGGAAAUGACAAUAAUUUUAUCACUGAGGAAAAUUGUAAAUCGAUAUGUGAAUCCCAGGGGUAGACCCGAAUAAAACCAUUUGAAUAAAAACUACUUGCAUUCUGA
This is a messenger RNA of Scaptodrosophila lebanonensis, 329 nucleotides long. RefSeq names its product kunitz-type serine protease inhibitor HCRG2-like. Gene Ontology annotation, molecular function: serine-type endopeptidase inhibitor activity. The transcript is spliced from 2 exons. NCBI's taxonomy places the organism in Eukaryota, Metazoa, Arthropoda, Insecta, Diptera, Drosophilidae. Bases 45 to 287 code for a protein of 80 amino acids. The record is from RefSeq and is a predicted model, not a curated record.